GCCAAAAGCUUCGUAAAGUCGUGUGCCUAUGUCAGCGCUCUUCCUUGUUCCCCGAUUCAACCGCCCGCGGCGAGGCCCGUUUAAACGAGGGCGAGAAGCUCAAGGCCCUCUAGCCGCUCCCUCGCUCCCAGGGCAAUGGCCCUGACACUGACAGAAAUUCUCAGCCCAGCCAAUGUGCAAAGUAGAGAUAAGGACUGCAGCUACUAUUCCAACUCCGCCCAGCCCCUCCCCCACCCACCCCCACCCCUGCUACACUCGCCUUACUCUCCCUCGAGUCGCCGUGCCCGGCCUCGACUGGUUGCCCCGCGCAUCCCCCCAUCCUCACUAUCUAGCUCCCCGAAUCUCAUUCGCCUCUCGGCCUCCUCUACGACGAUCCUCGCCGGCGGACCAGAAGCGAGGCCAGAAAAUUUUUGAAGACUCAGCGAGUAAAGGAGAUGGCAUGACUAAAAGAGCAAGAAAUGGUGGCGGCUCCAGGCCAAGCCUCUGUCGAGGAGAGCAACUUCGUGAGCGAUGAGUUGGCGUGGGGAAAAUACAACUGUACAGACUGGUCUACCGCCGGGACAACGAAACGUCCUCUCUUUGCCUCGCCAGUGAGGAGAGGUGUAGGCCUCUCGCUAGGACUGUGGUACAGACAGCCACGUG
This is a messenger RNA of Microstroma glucosiphilum, 642 nucleotides long. RefSeq lists its product as hypothetical. Lineage: Eukaryota; Fungi; Basidiomycota; Exobasidiomycetes; Microstromatales; Microstromataceae. The coding region runs from base 173 to 514 and encodes 113 amino acids. The record is from RefSeq and is a predicted model, not a curated record. The transcript has a single exon.